Aspergillus pseudotamarii is the source of this 2176-nucleotide messenger RNA. Its product is annotated as pepsin-like aspartic protease. Lineage: Eukaryota; Fungi; Ascomycota; Eurotiomycetes; Eurotiales; Aspergillaceae. The transcript is spliced from 4 exons. Gene Ontology annotation, biological process: proteolysis. Gene Ontology annotation, molecular function: aspartic-type endopeptidase activity. The coding region runs from base 482 to 1759 and encodes 425 amino acids. The record is from RefSeq and is a predicted model, not a curated record.
CGUCACGUCGCUGUGGAUUGGCUCCUUUCACUCUAUUCAAUUCUUGGACUCGCCUUCGAGUGGAUCCAGUACAGGAUGCUUCCAAGCCUUCCAGUAGAACGAUGGAUGGUCUAUUGGCCCCCUAUGAGUGGACCAUAUAAGCGUCUCAAAAGUCUUGGACGACUACACACAAAGUAUUAUAUCUCGGAAAUGGCUCCAUCUGGCUGCUUCUGAUGUCCAUGCCUUUGCUGUGAAUUUUUUUUUCGCCUUCCUCUUCUUCCAAUUUUUUUCCUAGCGCCUUGCUUGCAAGACCGGCUUCUCUUCUCUGAGCACUGUCUUCUGACCAUAUACAGGCGUCCAAGUCAGGCACUUGGCCCUGGUAUAUACCUUCGUUUCAUUGAUAUACCCUUUCUUUGUAUAGAUACUUCUUUUUUUUCUAGUCCCUCUAGCAGAGGCUUAAUAUCGUUCAUUCCAAACUCAGAAGCAGCACAAGAUUGCCACCAUGAGAUUUCUUCUGACUUUUCUGAUUACUUUCUCUCUCGCCUGCGGGGUGCUUUCACUUCCGUCCGGCUUAAAGUCUCAAGUCAAAGGCAGGUCCUUUAAGGUUGAGCGGGUACGGCGCGGAAAUGAGCCUGUCCAUGGCCCAGCGGCUCUGCGCAGAGCAUACGAGAAAUUCGGGAUUGUCCCAACAGACCUUGGGAUCGAUUUGGAUGAUUUUGAACCCAUAACGGAAAGGCAUGCUGUCAUUGCGAAGAAAGAUGCCACUGAGCCGGACCAAAAAGGUGCUGUUAGUGCAGCCUCAGUCCUGGGGGAUGCUGCAUUUGUCUCUCCCGUCACUAUCGGCGGUCAAAAACUUGUCUUGAACUUUGACACUGGCUCUGCCGACUUCUGGGUGAUGAAUACGGGGCUUCCAGAAGAAGCUCAAAAGGGUCGUACAGUGUAUAACCCUUCCAACUCUUCUACGUUCAAGAAAAUUGAGGGGGCUACUUUCAACAUCUCCUACGGUGAUGCCUCGUAUGCGUAUGGUGGUGUGGGUACGGACACUGUCAACGUGGGGGGUGCCAUUGUCUCAGACCAAGCCAUUGGUAUUCCGGAUAUGGUAUCCAGCGCAUUCAUUGAAGAUGCCACCUCAAAUGGUUUAGUGGGAUUAGGAUUCUCGUCUCUCAACACCUUCAAGCCUAAGCAGCAGAAAACCUUCUUCGAUAACAUUGCCGACAGUCUGCAGGAGCCUGUUAUGACUGCGUCCCUCAAAGCCGACGGCGUCGGCGAGUACGAAUUUGGCAUACUCGAUCAUGACAAGUACCAGGGCGACAUCGCCAAUGUGAGCGUAGACUCUUCUAGUGGGUUUUGGCAGUUCGAAUCGGCGAAGUUUGCUAUUGCGGAUGGAGAUAUACAAACCAUCAAAGAGAACCCUACUGCCAUUGCAGACACCGGAACCUCGCUUAUGCUGCUCAGCCAAGAAGUGGUAGACGCCUACUAUGCAAAGAUUGAAGGUGCAAUUUAUGCCAGCAGUGCCAGCGGAUACAUCUAUCCCUGCAAUGCCUCGCUUCCGAGUAUUUCAGUUGCGUUAGGAUCCAAGCAUCUGGCGACAGUUCCAGGCAAUCUGAUCAAUUUCUCUGAAGUUGGUAUCAACAAGACGACCGGCGGGAAGGUUUGCUUCGGGGGUGUUCAAUCUAACCAAGGGUCCUCGAUGCAAAUCCUCGGCGAUGUGUUCCUGAAGGCCUUCUUCGUGGUCUUCGACUUGCGGGGACCUUCUCUGGGAGUUGCAACCCCCAAAUAGUUCGGAUACGGUCAUCUUGGGUCACAUCAAUCAACAAUUAUCGAAAGAUAGAGUAUAGAAUAUAAGAAAGAUUUCAUACACAUCUUAUCUUUCUUUAUCAACGGGUUAGACCCGAGAUAGGGUCAAAUCAUGGACCAAAGGAAGCCAAACGCUCCCCAAUUCUGUAGAUUACCGGUUAUCCAUAAGAAGUAGUAGAUCAUUAUCAGAGAAUAGGGCAAGAAUAAGAAGGCUUAAGAGGAUCUACACGCAGAAUAUCAUCGUGAACCAAACCUUAGUUUGGGUAUGCUUAAAACAAACGCCGUUUUGGAAUGCUGAGUCAUGCAUUGAAAUCCUAACCGGAUCUGGUUAGAGCUCGAACAAGCAGCAGACAAAAAAAAAUCAAAGCAAAAACCACGCCUUUGAACCGCUCGCAAGUAC